CUCGGUCGUUACUCUUUCCUCUUCCUGCAGUAGCGCUGACUGGCUGUUCACCGCCUACACACUGCCCACUUGCUCAGGUGACAGCCUCAACAAACCGCCCCCUCCUCGCAGAGAUGGAGGAGAUGUCUGUGGAUGACAGCAGAACUGGAGGACAGAAACAAGUGUUUGCGCCGCUCUUAUGAAAGAAGUGAAGAUAGGAAACGGGUUUAUCUCCCCUGAAGCAGACUAAUUACUGCUUCCCGCAAAGCCUUAGUGGCAGUCUUCGACGUCCUUUUGGUCAUUUUAAGCCACAAAGCUUAAAAUAGAGAGGAAGAAGGAGACGAAGCUAACUCAAACUCUAUUCAGCAUCGGCUUAUCUCCUGUAACGGUAUCGACACCACCUGGAUGCAAUGACGGACUCGGUUGUUGAUAGCAAGACGGAGGUCAAACAAGCAACGAAAUAUGUCAAAGAGACCGAAAAUGUCGCGGAAAAAUAUUCGGCAUUGACUGUGAGCAAAAACAGCAGUGAUGUGAAUAUGAAUGUGGGAGAAAUGCCCUCCGCAGCGUUCACCGCAGUCCCGACUCUGAAGACCGUCAAGAAGAUCCAGUUUGCUAACACAGAGGACAAACAAGAGUUCAGCAAGUACCCUACCAAGGCGGGCCGCCGCUCCCUCUCUCGCUCCAUCUCACAGUCCUCCACAGACAGCUACAGCUCAGCUGCAUCGUACACCGACAGCUCCGAUGAUGAAACCUCCCCCCGGGACAAAGCGCAGGUCAACACGCACGGCAGCACCGACUUCUGCGUCAAGAAUAUCAAGCAGGCAGAAUUUGGUCGCAGAGAAAUUGAAAUUGCAGAACAAGACAUGUCUGCCCUGAUCUCCCUGAGGAAGAGAGCCCAGGGGGAGAAGCCACUGGCCGGGGCGAAGAUAGUGGGCUGUACCCACAUCACGGCUCAGACAGCAGUCCUGAUUGAGACUCUGGUAGCCCUCGGGGCCCAGUGCCGCUGGACCGCCUGCAACAUCUACUCCACUCAGAACGAGGUGGCCGCUGCUCUCGCUGAAACUGGGGUGCCUGUGUUUGCCUGGAAGGGCGAGUCAGAGGAUGACUUCUGGUGGUGCAUCGAUCGCUGUGUCAACACGGAGGGCUGGCAGGCCAAUAUGAUCUUGGACGAUGGCGGAGACUUGACCCACUGGGUGUACAAGAAGUAUCCCAGUGUCUUUAAGAAGGUGCGAGGUAUCGUGGAGGAGAGUGUAACUGGGGUGCACAGAUUGUACCAGUUGUCUAAGGCUGGCAAGCUGUGUGUCCCCGCGAUGAAUGUGAACGACUCGGUCACCAAGCAGAAAUUCGACAACCUUUACUGCUGCCGCGAAUCCAUCCUGGAUGGCUUGAAGAGGACCACAGAUAUCAUGUUUGGAGGAAAACAAGUCGUAGUAUGCGGUUAUGGAGAGGUGGGGAAAGGCUGCUGCACUGCUCUAAAGGCCCUUGGAGCCAUUGUGUGCAUCACAGAGAUUGACCCCAUCUGUGCCCUGCAGGCAUGCAUGGACGGCUUCCGAGUGGUCAAGCUGAGCGAGGUGAUCCGACAGAUGGACGUGGUGAUAACUUGCACUGGUAACAAGAACGUUGUGACCAGAGAACAGCUUGACCGAAUGAAGAAUGGUUGCAUCGUCUGCAAUAUGGGACAUUCUAAUACUGAGAUCGACGUGGCGAGCCUGCGCAGCCCCGAGCUGACCUGGGAGAGGGUCCGCUCUCAGGUUGACCACAUCAUCUGGCCAGAUGGAAAGAGAGUGGUUAUGCUUGCAGAGGGUCGCCUCUUAAAUCUGAGCUGCUCCACUGUGCCUACGUUUGUGUUGUCCAUCACUGCUACAACUCAGGCCCUGGCCCUGAUCGAGUUGUUCAAUGCUCCAGAGGGGCGUUACAAACAGGACGUGUACCUCCUGCCCAAGAAGAUGGAUGAGUAUGUGGCCAGUUUGCACCUACCAAACUUUGACGCCCACCUGACGGAGCUCUCUGAUGAGCAGGCCAAGUACAUGGGCCUUAACAAGAACGGCCCCUUUAAACCCAAUUAUUACAGGUAUUAAUGAGACUGUCUAAUGGUGAGAUCUUCAACACACAGUUGCCCUGGAUAAACAGAGAUAUCUAUUUUAUUUUCUCAAUUGCUACAAAACGGAGGAAUUAUUUUACUUAUGCUGAAUGUAACUUAUUCAUAGCACUUCAGACCUGGUGUUACGUACGGAAAAUAAUAGUGAGAUUUGUGGGAAAUAUAAGAUGUAUUACCAACUCACAUUUUACACGUCUUGUCAUGUGGUAAAAGAAAAAAGCUUGCUCGCAUGCUUUCAUGUCUACGUACUUAUUUAGUCGCUUCUGUUGGUAGAUCAACAAGUUACUGAUUUAUUUGUUUACCAUAUUUACGCACUGUGCCAAAGGAUACUGUAAAAAUGGAAAAGAUACCAUUUUAGUUUCGUCUGUCAAAAACAUGAAUAUUUAAGGACAUUCCAUUAAUGAGGGUUUAUGUUGAGUGAAAAAGAAGAACUCUGUAUUUAAAUAUAUAUUAUGUUAGAAUUGUUAAAGAUGUGUGUUUAAUAAUCUCACUCAAUGGUAUCUGCAUACAUGCCCAUAAAGGUAACAUCCAGUCACACUUUAGACAACAACACUGUACAAUAAUGAAGUAUGUCACGUUACAUAAACGACACCACUCAUGUUGUUUCUUUAAGUUUCAUUUACGACAGUGUGUGAGUGCAUUUUAAAUAACCGACACUUGGUGUUGGCAAGUGGAAGACAACAGUAGAUUAAGAUGUCACGUUGUUGUUAAGAUUACAACCUCGAUCCAUUCCAUAAAAGGAAAACUUGAAAAGGUGAAUGAAAAUACGCCUGAAACACACUUAUACUCCCCUCUUUUAGUUUCCAUUCUCUGAUUCCAAUCCCAGCUAAGGAUUGUGUGACUGAAGAGUAAGUGAUGCUUCGACUGGAUAUUUCCUUACCGGGCCAUGAUAUAAAUGUGCCUUUUAAUAAUUUCAAAUGUGUUAAUAUCAGCACUAACCUUAAUUAAAUGAACAUUCCUAUUUUAUUUUGUAAAAUCACAUCUAUUAGCGGCACAUAUAAUGUCUUCCUUUCACAGCUCCUGGUAAUAAUCGUGAUUCUGAUGUAUUUUGAGAAAAAGUAUUAGAUUUUAUGUUUGCCAUAUGAUUGUUGCUGUCUUAAUUUGAUCCAACAGGGUCACCUUCAGUACUAUUUCCUGUGAUCAAAAUGCAUCAAAAGUGUGUAUGAUGUAUGUUAAAAAAAAUGCAUUAAAUCAGCAAUAAAGCAAGUUCUUUGAACAGAAGAAGAUA
This is a messenger RNA of Labrus mixtus (cuckoo wrasse), 3305 nucleotides long. It is a transcript of the gene ahcyl1, whose product is annotated as adenosylhomocysteinase-like 1. Gene Ontology annotation, biological process: L-methionine cycle. The coding region runs from base 390 to 2057 and encodes 555 amino acids. NCBI's taxonomy places the organism in Eukaryota, Metazoa, Chordata, Actinopteri, Labriformes, Labridae. Gene Ontology annotation, cellular component: cytosol. The record is from RefSeq and is a predicted model, not a curated record. The transcript has 17 exons.